CGCGACACCGUCCUUCCCACUGGAAAGCGUGUGACUGUGUGGACGAUCCAUUCCGUUUCAAAACAUUGAAUACAAAAAAAAAUAUAGAGGAAACAAAAAAAAACUGGAACUGCAGAUACGACUCCUCAGAAAUUGAGGAAAACGUCAACGGCACUGCCAUCAAUUCCCAUCUGUUCCGUUGAGAAACCCGGAGGAAGGUGCGAUGAUGGAAAAUCCUAGGCCGACAGCGUUUUGUAAUACGUUGGUCAAUCCAUUUUCUGCAAAAUCUACUACUAAAUUGAAGGACAUGCGUUUGAAGAACGCGGAGGGCGGUCAUCUAUCCGUCUGUAAUGGUAACGGCAGAGACGUGCUGAACUCACCGAAAAGGUUGAACACAGUGCAAAACAGCAACGUGUCUCCCAACAAUUAUCAGUCGAUCAGCAAUCAGCAAUUAAGUAAUAAUGAGGUGAGCAAUGGGACGCUGUCUACAUCGAAUUCCGUAACCGACGACGAGACCAUCGUCCUCAACAACAUCAACAACGCCGAGGUGCGAUGGUGUGGUUCGACCAAUCGCGAGCUAAGAAACAACGCGAACAACAGAUUAUACAAUAUCAACAACACCCUGGCUGUCUCACUAUCGAAUGCCCCGAGGCAUCGGAACGCCUCAUCAAUCUGCUCCGAGUCUUCGCCAGAUGAUAGCUCUCUCGAUUACGAAGUUGUAGACGCGCAUCAAAGCAGCUCAUCGGUAGAUGCAUCGCCGCAGGAGGAGGAUCGCGGCUUCGAUUACUCAGACACAGAUUCCGAAGAGGGCAACCUGAACCAUCGCAAGGGAAUCGUCAAUCCAAACUAUCCGGGAUUUCAGCAUUUGGCCCAUACUCUGGAUUACACAAUCAAAGACGUCUCCGACUCAGACGAGGAGGACGAUUACGAUGCCACCGAUGCCAACAGCCUAAACAACAAUCAGGAGGACUCCACGUCGCAAAUUGAAAGCGUCAAUCGUUUGGAUAGCGUCGAGAACAUACAGANNNUCUUCUACGAGAAGCCUGUCUUCGACAUUUGCUCAAACGCCAAUGAGCCGGAAAUUUCAUUGAACAUCAAAACCGAUGAGGCUUUGACGGACAAAGCAGAGACACAAAACAUAAUUGGUAAUUUCGGUGAAGAGAUUGCACGCGAAUUCGGCCGGAUUUUCGAGCCCAAAACGUACGAAACCAAAGGGAAGGCAACGGAUGAUUUGAGCAGCGCGAAAAUCUUCGACGACUUGGAAAAAUCGGUGCAGAGACUCUGCAACAGCACAAACACAGAUUCCUACGCACCGGAUCUGUUUACACCCACCGAUACAGAAAUAGGUUACGGCGUUCUGCAACUGCUGAAACCAAAAGAUACUAAGACGAAUUUAAAACGGGAACCGAUAUUUCAGGACCCCUUUAACGAUUCCGAAUAUAAUUUUAGUAAAUCUUUACAAGAAUUCGAAGAAGUUUUUGACAUCGGCAAUUGCUCUAUCGAUGACACCAAAAAGGAAAGCUCUUUCGAAAAAGAGGCCAUCGGUAAUUGCAAGCCUAGCUUAACCUGUUUCGAGGAUAAUUUUGACCCAAAUGCUCUUGCUCCUAAACAAGCUGUCCAGACAGAGUUGGAAGACGCUGCGGAAAAUUUAAACUCAGAAAAGGAUAUACAACCAUCCGCUUCUAAAUACAAAAUUUUACCGAACAUUGAGUUACCUUUUAAUAAAGCUCAAAGUAGCCAAAGUGAAAUACUUGAAGACUCAAAAACUGUUUCUAACAUGAAUCAAUCGAUUCAAUUUCAAGAUGCGUUCUUAUCAGGAGCCCACGAUAAGCUGCUGGAAAUAAACAAUGAGAUAUUCAAGAAGUCCCAGUUGACGCGCAAAGAUUCUAACAGGGAACAGGAGGAGAAGAAGAAGGUUGGAAGCGAAGAGCAGGAGAAGUUCUGCAAGGAGGAUAAGACAAAGGAUGAAAAGGAGAAGGACGAAGAUAGUGCAGUUCCCUGCAAAAAGGAGAAAAUCGAGGUGAAGAAGAGACGGCACCCGAGUCAGCAAAUUGGAAGCUUGAUUACAAUUCCGAGGCGCGAAAAUAAUGGAAGAUCGCGCGAUCCCAUGAAUAGGAGAUCUCUUCCUUUAACCAGGGAAAAGAAACGCAACUCCCCAGAGACUUUCGGCAGCUUCGAUGUUUACAAUAUAGAAACAGCUAUGCCAAAAAUUGACAUGGAGGCCAUCGAGACUCAUCUUCGGGCAGCGCGCGAGGAGGAAAGACGGAGACGGACUGAUAGAGAGGAGAUUCGUAGGAGAUUGGCCAUGGGCAAUGAAGAUGAUUAUUACAGCAGUGGAGAUAGGCCUGGUCGCAAACCAAGUCUGCAGGCUAGAUUACAAAGUGGAAUGAAUCUCCAAAUAUGCUUUAUGAAUGAAACUGCUUCUGACACAGAGAGUCCAAGCUCAGAUUCUGAAUGCACAUUGGGUAAGCCGAAGCAGAGCAAAGGUGGUUCACCCAGGCCACAGCCAAAGAGAUCUGCUACUGAUAAAGUGCCAUCAAAGACAAAAGCUCCACCUGCUAGACCAGUUUCUCUUACGUUUGGUCAACAGUUGCCUCAGCCACAGAACAAUCCACCAUCUUCAGAGAUGGACUUCUUUGCUAGACAGGCUAGGCUGCAGACUGAAGCUAGAAUGGCCUUGGCGCAAGCUAAGGAAAUGGCUCGAAUGCAGAUGGAAAUUGAAAGACAGAGACAAAAGAAAUCGCCAAUAACCGAAAUGGUGCGCCACAGCUUGGAGAAAGUUGGAAUUCCGUUCCCGGAAGACAGACGCCGCUUAUCGCGACAAAUAUUGACUGAUAUGAAUGUGGCCCAAUUGCAAGUCAUUGUGAAUGAUUUGCAUACACAAAUUGAAAUAUUAAACGAGAAUCUAGUCAAGUUCCUUAUGGACAGGGAUGACUUGCACAUGGAACAAGACUCUAUGCUUGUGGAUAUAGAAGAUCUUACCAGAUUUCUUGGUGCAAAGGAGCAGACUCUGAAGGAUAACUCUGCUCAGAAUAAUAAUUUAACCGCGCCGCCGUCGCCAGCUCCUUCUUCCCCAUUAUCUGCUCUAAACGUGAAGCCGCAUUUGCAUAGGAUAGCCAGUUUUGUUAAGAAAUAAGGUGUAUAUAUAUUACAAAAUUAAUCCAAUUGCAUAUUUUAUUGAUAGAAGUAGUAUUGAUGGCUACGUUUUUGAACGCCACAAAGGAAUCUCUUUCUCUUAAACUAUUUAAAAAGGAACUCUUCAUCGGACUUAUUUAGCCAUUUCAUUUUGACUGAUUAUUUCUUAGUGUACUUAUUUAUUACUCACAUAUCACAUUUUUAGUUCUCGACAUUUUAGUAUGUGUACAUAAUAAUGACAUGAUAGUUUCAGUACUGAAACGUUCACUGUUUCUACUAAGACAUCAUCUUUUCUUUGUUAUGUUUAAGUUUCCAAUUUUCAAUAACACUGUUUCAAACACCAAUUAAAAUAGGAAAAAAUAUAUAUAUGAACUUUC
Molecule: messenger RNA, 3491 nt
Organism: Nicrophorus vespilloides
Lineage: Eukaryota; Metazoa; Arthropoda; Insecta; Coleoptera; Silphidae
Gene: Schip1
Product: schwannomin-interacting protein 1 homolog
Biological process (GO): positive regulation of hippo signaling
Cellular component (GO): plasma membrane; cell junction
Source: RefSeq, a predicted model, not a curated record